UAUUUAUAUAUUUAAUACAUUUGUAGUAUUUUCUUUUACAUUUUAUUCAGGCACUAUAUUGGACAAACCAUUCGUAGAGGUCCUCAGAAAAAGGGGCGGAUUUGUUUUUUUUUCACGUAUAUUCUACCUGGAAAUAAAUCUGAUGUUUACAGAAGUUGCAGGCCUGCACCUGUAAUUUGGAUAUUACCUGUCUACGGCUACCAGAAUUGUGGGAGUGAUUUGAUUAUUGCUGCGUGGGAAAAUUGCACACAUCCAAAAGUCGGCAGUGUUUUGUUUUCCUGCUAAUCAUUCAUCCAUGCUGCUUAGUACGGACACGCUGAUGAUAAACGUAUGCCUGCAGAAUACAAGACAUCAAUAAACAUGGAUGAGAAAGACGACCUCGGAGAAAAAAGACCAACCUGUGCCAAAGAAAAGAAUAAAGAAGACUGUAAACUAGGCAGCAAGAAGGAUAAUUUGAAACUAUGUGAAGACAAAAAGAAGAAAUCUGAGGAAGAAAAACGUAAGAAAGAAGAAAAGGAGCGUAAGAAGAAGGAGGAAGAAAAAAUAAAGGCCGAAGAGGAGCAGAAGAAGAAAGAAGAGGAGGAGAAAAGAAAGAUGGAAGAGGAGGAAAAGAUGAAACAAGAAGAAGCGGAGAAAAGGAAACGAGAAGAGGAAGCAGCAAGACUGAAAGAAAAAGAAGAAGGACAUCAGCUGCAUCAAGAAGCCUGGGAACGCCAUCAGGCGAGAAAAGAACUGCGUAGCAAGAACCAAAAUGCUCAGGAAGGGCGUCCAGAGGAGACUUACUUUAGUAGACUCGAUUCCAGCCUCAAAAAAAACACUGCAUUUGUUAAAAAGCUUAAAACAAUUACAGAGCAACAGAGGGAUACUCUUUCCAAUGAUUUCAAUAGCCUUAAUCUCAGCAAGUACAUUGCAGAAGCUGUGGGCUCUAUUGUUGAAGCAAAAUUAAAAACUUCAGAUGUUGGUUGUGCAGUACAUUUGUGCUCUCUCUUUCACCAGAGGUAUGCUGACUUUGCUCCUUUGCUUCUCCAGGCCUGGAGAAAGCACUUUGAAGCAAGAAAAGAGGAAAAAACACCAAAUGUGAGCAAGCUUAGGACUGACCUACGGUUCAUUGCUGAGCUCACAAUAGUGGGCAUUUUUACAGAUAAAGAGGGUCUAUCCCUUAUCUACGAGCAGCUGAAAACCAUCAUCAAUACAGACCGAGAAACUCAUAUGCAUGUGUCUGUAGUGAUCAGUUUUUGCAAACAUUGUGGAGAUGACAUUGCUGGACUUCUGCCUAGGAAGGUUAAAAUGGCUUCAGAAAAAUUUAAUUUGUGUUUUCCUCCCAGUGAAAUCAUUAGUUCUGAAAAACAACAGCCAUUCCAGAACCUUCUGAGAGAGUAUUUCACUUCUCUGACCAAACAUCUAAAGAAGGACCAUAGAGAACUUCAAAACAUUGAAAGACAAAACAGACGGAUUCUCCAUUCUAAAGGAGAGCUUAGUGAAGAUCGUCAUAAACAAUAUGAGGAAUUUGCUACAUCAUAUCAGAAACUCCUUACUAAUACCCAGUCUCUCGCAGACCUUCUGGAUGAAAACAUGCCUGAACUUCCUCAGGACAAAACAGUGCAAGAAGAACAUGGCCCUGGAAUUGACAUUUUCACUCCAGGGAAACCUGGCGAGUAUGAUUUAGAAGGAGGUAUCUGGGAAGAUGAGGAUGCCAGAAAUUUCUAUGAAAAUUUGAUUGAUCUGAAAGCCUUCGUUCCUGCUAUUCUUUUCAAAGAUAAUGAAAGGAGUUCUCAAACCAAAGAAUUUGUCAAAGACGAUGCAAAAGAUUCAAAGGAAGUAAAAGAUAUGAAGUGUACAGAAGAGCUGGAAAUGGAGUUAGAAAAUCUUGAUAUUAAUGAUGAUACCAUGGAACUGGAAGGUGGAGAAGAGGGAGAGAGUGAUGACCUGGCAAAAAAAUUGCUUGAUGAACAAGAGCAAGAAGAUGAAGAGGCCAGCACAGGUUCCCAUCUGAAGUUGAUAGUUGAUGCAUUUCUUCAACAGCUGCCAAACUGUGUUAACAGAGACUUAAUAGAUAAGGCUGCAAUGGAUUUCUGCAUGAAUAUGAAUACUAAAUCUAACAGAAGAAAGCUUGUACGAGCACUCUUUACUGUUCCGAGGCAACGGUUGGAUUUACUCCCAUUUUAUGCUCGACUUGUUGCCACUUUACAUCCCUGCAUGUCUGAUGUAGCAGAAGAUCUCUGUUCUAUGUUGAAAGGAGACUUCAGGUUUCAUGUACGAAAGAAGGACCAAAUCAAUAUUGAAACUAAAAAUAAAACUGUAAGAUUUAUAGGAGAACUAACUAAGUUCAAGAUGUUCUCUAAAAAUGACACACUUCACUGUUUGAAGAUGUUAUUGUCAGACUUUUCCCAUCACCAUAUUGAAAUGGCCUGUACACUUCUGGAAACAUGUGGCCGUUUCCUCUUCAGGACAACUGAUUCACAUUUGAGAACAAGUGUUCUUUUGGAGCAAAUGAUGCGAAAAAAACAAGCAAUGCACUUAGAUGCCCGUUAUGUCACCAUGGUUGAGAAUGCUUAUUAUUAUUGCAAUCCACCGCCAGUUGAAAAAGCAGUGAGGAAGAAGAGACCGCCACUUCAAGAGUAUAUUCGUAAACUACUUUACAAAGACCUCUCCAAGGUUACAACAGAAAAGGUACUGAGGCAGAUGAGAAAAUUACCAUGGCAGGAUCCAGAAACCAAAAAUUAUUUAAUCUGCUGCAUGGUCAAUAUUUGGAAUGUGAAGUAUAACAGCAUUCACUGUGUGGCCAACCUUCUUGCUGGCUUAGUUGCCUAUCAAGAAGAUGUAGGCAUCCAUGUAGUUGAUGGUGUUUUGGAAGAUAUAAGGCUUGGAAUGGAGGUUAACCAGCCUAAAUUCAAUCAAAGACGGAUUAGCAGUGCCAAGUUUUUGGGUGAAUUAUACAAUUACAGAAUGGUGGAAUCGGCAGUAAUCUUUCGGACAUUGUAUUCCUUUAUAUCCUUUGGUGUAAAUCCUGAUGGUUCAGCCAGUCCACUGGACCCACCAGAGCAUCUCUUCCGAAUUCGUCUAGUUUGCACAGUCUUGGAUACAUGUGGGCAGUAUUUUGACAGAGGAUCAAGCAAGAGAAAACUUGAUUGUUUUCUUAUUUAUUUCCAGCGUUAUAUCUGGUGGAAAAAGAGUCUGGAUGUCUGGACCAAGGAUCAUCCUUUCCCUAUAGAUAUUGACUAUAUGAUAAGUGAUACACUAGAGCUGCUAAGACCAAAAAUGAAACUCUGCUGUUCUCUGGAGGAUGCUGCUAGACAAGUAGCAGAACUAGAGCGAGAAUUUUUGGUUAAACUAGGUCUAACGAACGACAAAGACUCAAAAGACCCAAGCAACCUAGGUGAAGGUGAAAAUAUAGAUGAUGACGAUGAUGAUGAUGAUGAGGGAGGUGCUGAGACAGAGGAACAGUCUGGAAAUGAGAGUGAAAUGAAUGAUCCUGAAGAAGAGGAAGCCUCAGAAAAUGAGGAAGAAGAGGGAGAGGAGGAAGAAGAGGAAAAUACAGAUUACAUGACUGACUCAAAUAAAGAAAAUGAAACUGAUGAAGAAAAUACUGAGGUGACAAUAAAGGGUGGUGGUCUUAAGCAUAUAGCUUGUGCUGAAGAUGAAGAAUUUAUACAGGCCUUGGAUAAGAUGAUGCUGGAAAACCUGCAGCAAAGAAGUGGUGAAUCUGUCAAAGUUCAUCAACUGGAUGUAGCCAUUCCCUUGCAGCUGAAAAGUCAGUUGAGGAAGGGACCUCCACCAGCUUGUGUAGGCGAUGACAAUGAAAUUGUGGACACCAUGCAGUUUGUCAUGUUAACUCGGAAAGGCAAUAAGCAGCAGUUUAAGAUCUUAAAUGUUCCAUUGUCUUCCCAUCUUGCUGCAAAUCACUUUAAUCAGCAGCAAGCAGAGCAAGAGGAGAGAAUGCGCAUGAAGAAACUAACACUGGAUAUUAAUGAACGACAGGAACAGGAGGAUUAUCAGGAAAUGAUGCAAUCCCUUGCUCAGCGUCCUGCCCCAGCUAAUACAAAUCGUGAAAGACGGCCACGAUACCAGCACCCUAAAGGAGCACCAAAUGCUGACUUAAUCUUCAAGACUGGAGGGAGGUAA
Erpetoichthys calabaricus (reedfish) is the source of this 4122-nucleotide messenger RNA. RefSeq names its product regulator of nonsense transcripts 2. The record is from RefSeq and is a predicted model, not a curated record. Gene Ontology annotation, molecular function: RNA binding; protein binding. NCBI's taxonomy places the organism in Eukaryota, Metazoa, Chordata, Cladistia, Polypteriformes, Polypteridae. Gene Ontology annotation, biological process: nuclear-transcribed mRNA catabolic process, nonsense-mediated decay. Gene Ontology annotation, cellular component: exon-exon junction complex; cytoplasm.